Fusarium musae is the source of this 492-nucleotide messenger RNA. RefSeq lists its product as uncharacterized. The transcript is spliced from 2 exons. The coding region runs from base 1 to 492 and encodes 163 amino acids. NCBI's taxonomy places the organism in Eukaryota, Fungi, Ascomycota, Sordariomycetes, Hypocreales, Nectriaceae. The record is from RefSeq and is a predicted model, not a curated record. Gene Ontology annotation, biological process: response to oxidative stress.
AUGUCUCUUCGCAUCUCCCAAUCCCUCCGCCGCGCAGCCGUGCGCCCCAACGCAUCCCUCCUCAAAACCCCAAUCGUCAUCCACCGCUUCCAAAGCACCCAACAGAACAAAGAUCAACCAAUCCUCUACUCCGCCCACGCCAAAGUCGUCGGCGCCCGCAAGGGCCACGUCGAAGCAGAGUCCCUCAACGUCGACCUCACCAUGUCCAAAGCCCUCGGCGGCCCCGGCGACGCAGGCAAGACGAACCCCGAGGAGAUGUUCGCCGCUGGCUACGGCGCGUGCUUCCAGUCUGCCAUGAACGCUGUGGCUGCCAAAGAUGGCAUUACUAUGCCUACUGCGCCGGAGGAUAGCAUUGUUGAGACGACGGUGCAUCUUGUCGGUGAUAUGAAGAAGCUCGAUAUGGGGUUGAGGGUGGACAUGAAGAUUAGUGUUAGGGGGUUGGAGAAGGAGCAGAUUGAGGGGAUUGUUGAGAAGACGAAGAAGGGCUAUUGA